This is a messenger RNA of Pomacea canaliculata, 2555 nucleotides long. Its product is annotated as alanyl-tRNA editing protein Aarsd1-like. Gene Ontology annotation, molecular function: alanine-tRNA ligase activity; nucleic acid binding; ATP binding. Gene Ontology annotation, biological process: alanyl-tRNA aminoacylation; regulation of translational fidelity. Lineage: Eukaryota; Metazoa; Mollusca; Gastropoda; Architaenioglossa; Ampullariidae. The coding region runs from base 134 to 1399 and encodes 421 amino acids. The record is from RefSeq and is a predicted model, not a curated record. The transcript is spliced from 14 exons.
CAGUUCUUCAACGUGAAGAGGAAGUAACCCGCAAACUAAGUCUGCACCCGUGUCGUCGUGACGGGCGCAUUGCUGCAAUACACUUUUGCUAACCGAUUUGUGCAGUUACAGCCUGUGUAUCAGCUAACAGAAAAUGGCAUUGGCGUGCCAAAAGGACAGUUAUUUGCAGGAGUUCACAACUCAGGUAACCAGUUGCGAGCCAGUUCAUCUUGUGCUGACAGCAAAUGGCAAGAAGAAUAAAGUGAAUUGUUUUCAGGUGAUCCUGAAAGAUACUAUCUUGUUUCCUGAAGGAGGAGGACAGCCUGAUGACAGGGGAACUAUCAACAGCGUGGAGGUGAUAAAAGUAGAGAGAAAAGGUGCAUCAGCUGUGCACUACGCAUUAUCAGAAUUUCCAGUGGGGUCAGAAGUUACUGUUAAAGUAGACUGGCAAAGAAGAUUUGAUCAUAUGCAACAACAUACAGCCCAGCAUCUGAUAACAGGAAUAGCAGAUAGUCUGUUUGGCUUUAAAACAACAUCAUGGUACUUGGGAGAUCCCAUAGUGAGUAUUGAGCUGGAUACAACUUCAGUUUCUAAAGAGCAGCUCGAUGAGAUCGAACGAGUUGUCAACGAGAAGAUUCGUGCUGCUAUACCUGUCACACCUCAUCUGUAUCCAGACAAAGAAGACCCAAAACUCAGCCAGUUUCGAGCUCGAGGACUACCAGAUGAUCAUGAAGGACCAGUGAGAGUGCUGGAAAUCCAAGAUAUUGACACCACUCUGUGCUGCGGGACACAUGUUGCCAACCUGUCUCAUUUGCAGGCAAUCAAGAUCCUUGGUUCUGAAAAGGGCAAAAAGGAUAAAAGCCUACUUUAUUUUGUAGCAGGAGACCGUCUUUUGAAAUACCUGGCCAGGUGUUGCCAGGUAGAAAAAGAACUCACUGGUAUUUUAAAAGGACCACUAGAUAAACAUUGUGAGCUAGCUGAAAAAGCAGUAAAGGGACAUAAAUCCUCUCAAAAGCUAUGCCAGUCUCUUCUGAAGGAAAUGGCACAGAUGGAAGCUGCAGUCUACAAACUGCAGUCACAAAAAGAGCCAGUCUUUUGUCAUUUCAGAAAGGAUGCUGAUGGUGACUACAUGAGCAUUUUGGUGUCUAACAUUCUAGAGGUCAACAAGGAUGCCAUCUGUUUUGUAUGUGUUGGAGACGAAAAGGAAAGUGGACUAUUCACAUUGGUGGGGCCUGCACAAAUUGUGGCUGAUCUGAGUCCCAAGAUCGCAGAAGUCUUGGAAGCCAAAGGAGCAGUAAGUGGGGGAAGAUACAGAGGUAAAGCAAACAAGAUGGGAAACAGAGCCAAAGCAGAAAAACUUUUACGUGAGCAAGUCUCUAGUCUUCUGAACUCUUCUGGGGACAGUAACCAAGGAAGCUGAGGAAAGAAUGCUUAGGACAUUAAGAAUACAUCAGUUUUCCAAUCAAGAAAAUCUCACUUUCGGAUUCCUUUUUUAUUUGACUUGCACUUAGCCUGUGAAAAAUACAUUGUCAUUAUGGCAUUGCACUUUGAAGUCCAUCAUAAGUGGACUAACAGCAAUAAAAUGUUACAGCCAACAAACAAAAAAAAAACUGCCUUUAUGUUGAACAAAUAUUACAUCACAUAGAGUAAUAGAAUCAAUACCUGCUUUUUCUCAUUACCACUCGGAAUGUUACCGACAGCUGUAUUUGAUGCCAUUGCUGUCAUGAAAGAUCUGCUUCCCUUGCUAGAGGCAGGUUUGUAGGCUUUCCUUAUUUGUGAAAUUAUGUUGGGGUUUUUUGUUUGUUGUUGUUUUGGGUCUCAAGACAUAUCACUCCCUUCAAAUCAGGGUAAGAUGAAUUGAAGGGGAACGAUUUUUUAUUAGCAAUUUUUUUUAAUAGCAGAAAGAAGGAAAAAGCAUAGCAUGUCUUAAAUUCAGUUCAAUUUGUGAUUUCAUUCAAGUUUAGCUGUGACAUUUUUAUGAUAUGCUUUCCUUAUGUAAUGAGCCACAGUCAAAGCAAACAUAUGCAAACAUAUACUCUGGCAUCGGUCUUAUGUUAAGCUAUUCUUCCUGUUCAGUGUUUACUUAUGGUUAUUUCUUACUGUGCACGUCAAUGUGUCACUUGAUGCUUCUUACUUUACUUUUAUUCUUAAUUAAACGCAGAAAAGUUUUAUUAUUUUUUGUUAAAGUUGCAUGUGUUUGUUACAGAUAUGAGAUGUUUAAAGUGUCGUUUGAGACAAAAAUGUUUCUACAUUGAAAGGGUUGUGGAAAGAAAAGUUUAGAGAUAUGUGCCAUAAAAUAAAUUUAUUUAUUAUGCAGUUAACAUUUAGAAAAAGAUCUUUAAAUGUAUGAAAAAUUCUACAAUAUAACUGAAAUCCAUGAUAUAGUUACAGAUUCUGUUCACUGGAAAACAUUCACUGAAAUUGGUUUUAAAGUAUUAUACUGGUUAUUUCUGUUAUUCAGAACACAGUGAGACAAUAUUUUCAUUAUGAUCUUUGAUGGUUGUGUUAUUUUUCUUUUUCAUAUUAAGCUUUGCUAAAUGAUUUCUUUGUGAAUAUUUGGUUUCCGAAAAAAAGAA